Messenger RNA from Didymodactylos carnosus, 2196 nucleotides. Lineage: Eukaryota; Metazoa; Rotifera; Eurotatoria; Philodinida; Philodinidae. The record is from the annotation of a GenBank genome assembly.
AUGUGGAAUAAUAAUUUCAUCCAGAUUCCAUUUUCGACACGAUGGCAUUUUUUCGUGCCUCAGAAGAACUCAAUACGAUUAAUUUCGUCAUGGUUGAACAGUUUUUGUAAGAAUUUUAAAUUUGCCCUCUCUCUCCAUUUAUUCGAAGGUAUUGUGGAAAAUGAUGACAAAAUGAUUGUCGGACAACAAUUAGUUGAACAGGACGGUCUACCCGUGUUAGUACAAUGUGCAACGGAAGCAAAGUUUGAUGUCAAAACUAUUCAACAACCAUCACUGGAAAAUCUAUGGAAAUUAGCAUUUAUCAAAGAUGCAGCGGAUAAACUAAAAAGUUAUCAAGGUUUUCUAGUUUACCUUCGACAAAUCUUGACAUCAUCAAUCAAACAGAUACAAGCAAAUCAGGUUGUUCAAAAAGCGGCGGAUGGUCUGCUUUAUCAACAUAAAGAUAAAGAUUUAUGCUACAAAAUUUAUGAACGUUUAAUAAAAGAAGAUAAUUAUAGAGUAUGGUUAGAUAAAACAGAAAUGUACGGUUCAAACAUGAGACGUAUGGCGGAAGGGAUUGAGAAUUCAGAAUUUGUUGUUAUUUUUCUCUCAGCUGAUUAUAAGAAAAGUCGUUAUUGUGAAGCAGAAGCCUCUUAUGCACAUGAAAAAGAACGCGUGUUAGUACCUUUAAAAGUUCAUGAAGGUUAUAAUCCAGAUGGAUGGCUUGGCAUUAUCGUUACUAAGUUGACAUAUGUCAAUUUUACUGGUGAGAAAGAUCUUAGUUCACACGGGAACCUAACAGUUAGGAAAGUAUUAGAAGAAUCUGGUAUUGAGGGCGUGAAGUUUGCUUAUGGAAGCAAUGAUUUCUAUCAUGGUGCCAGAAAGAAGUUUGAAAAGUUUGAUAUAUUAGCUUUGCAGUUCAAAGAAGAUACCAAUGGAAAAAUUGUGAAGAAUCAGGAAGAUUAUCUGCCUGAUAUCGACAUUAUCAUUCGAAAUCAAAGAGUUGUGACAAUAGACUCGUUCUCCUAUCUCGGCUGUUGGACUUCUCGUGAUCAACGACCAGACAAAGAGAUAGAAGCUAGAUUAACGAAAUCAGCAACAGCGUUCAACAUGCAUUUGCCUUUUUAUUUGAAUGGCAAAUAUGACGACCCUCAAAACUGGAAUGCAGCUGUCGGUGCACCAGCCUGGAAAAGUGAAGAUGGAAAGCAUACGAUUGGCAUAGGAGGAUCAUAUGGUGAAACCGCCGGGAAUUUAUAUGUACGUAUUUUGGUUUUUCUUUAAGUGUCACUGCAUGUUUACUGUGGACUUUUUUGCACAUCGGUUGGUUAUAGGGCGAUGUAUUGAAGACACAGACUGGAACACUGGCCUUGGCUAUCGUUAGCAAAGUAAUAAUGAAAAGCAUUCAGUCGGCACUGCCGCAUCGUACGGACAUUCAUCAGGAAAUUAUUUAGUAAGUUUUUUCUGUGAUUGUCAAAUUUGAUUCCAAUUAUCUUCUCAUAGGGCCACACAUGCAAGAGCCCUCCACAGUGAGGCGCUGGCAUUAGCUAUGGAUUCAAGUUCUGAACGAAUCGAAACUCGAAGCUUGUUUGAACCUCGUAGUCACUGCCAUUUCUGAUCCUUUAAGCUGAUCCUGCCAUUUCUAACCCCUUUAAGCUAAUAUAUCAUUGCGUAAAAUUUGCUGCAACGCCAGAAAAAGGAAAGAUGUCUCAACGCGCUUUUCUAAGAUGGUAAGUGCGUGUACGUGUGACUACCUAGUGUAUAUGGACGUGAACGGAUGAUUGAUGAAAAAUGUCAGGGUGUUGUAAAGGAAAAAUAUGAAGAUGGAACCUGAUGAAUAUAGAAGAGAUAAACAAUUUUGAUCAUGAUUAAUUGUUUUUCGUGUAUGGUGAAUGAACGUGCAUUAUUGUGAAUAUACGUGUAUUAUUGAUACAGAUAAGCAAUGGCCUUGCAAUCGGACACAGAAAGUGUACCGAAUAAAACUAACUAGUAACUCUUAGAAGGAAGCGAGCAUGGAAGAUAACAGAGUGGUUAAAUGCCUGAUACCGAGAAGAUUAGGAUGAAUGUUAUCCCUAUGAAGCAUAUUAGCGUGCAAAUCGAACGGAAUAAUCAGAAGCUGAGGAGCCAAAUGCAGGUGAAGCAACAUAUCAUUGUAACGGAUGAUUUUCCGUUGAAGUAAAUUAUAGGAACCUUGCAUUUGCGUGUCAGCAUGGGAUGGUA